AACAACCAAGUGAGUGCGUUUGGAAACGGAUUCUUCCCCACAAGAUAACUGCGGCCCCUGCCCACGUCUUGAUAGCAGCCUUGUCAGAACCCCGAGCCAGAGGACCCAGCUAAGCCACGUCUGGAUUCCUGACCCACAGCAACUGUGAGAUAAUACAUGUCGCAAACAUGUCUGACAAAAGUGAAUUAAAGGCAGAGUUGGAACGUAAGAAGCAGCGGUUGGCUCAAAUAAGAGAGGAAAAGAAGAGGAAAGAAGAAGAAAGGAAAAAAAAAGAAACUGAUCAGAAGAAGGAAGCAGCUGCUCCUGUGCAAGAAGAAUCAGAUCUUGAAAAAAAAAGAAGAGAAGCUGAAGCAUUGCUUCAAAGCAUGGGGCUAACUCCAGAAUCCCCCAUUGCUUCCGUGGCGUAUUGCAAUUUUAAAACUGAGCAACCUCUCCGUGUAGUAACAGCGGAUACCUGUCUAUUUCACUAUUUAGUCCCUCCUCCUAUGUCUCCAUCCUCCAAAUCUGUGAGCACUCCAAGCGAAGCUGGAAGCCAAGACUCUGGAGAUGGCGCAGUGGGAUCUAGGACGCUGCAUUGGGAUACAGAUCCAUCAGUUCUUCAGCUUCACUCAGAUUCCGAUUUGGGACGAGGACCUAUUAAACUUGGAAUGGCUAAAAUUACACAAGUUGACUUUCCUCCUCGUGAAAUCGUCACAUAUACGAAGGAAACUCAGACUCCAGUUAUGGCUCAACCCAAAGAAGAUGAAGAGGAAGAAGAUGACGUAGUGACUCCUAAACCACCUAUUGAACCUGAGGAAGAGAAAACUUUAAAGAAAGAUGAAGAAAGUGAUAGUAAAGCCCCCCCGCACGAGCUGACUGAAGAAGAAAAGCAGCAAAUCUUGCACUCUGAGGAAUUUUUAAGUUUCUUCGACCAUUCUACAAGAAUUGUAGAAAGAGCUCUUUCUGAGCAGAUUAACAUCUUCUUUGACUACAGUGGAAGAGAUUUGGAAGACAAAGAAGGAGAGAUUCAAGCAGGUGCUAAACUGUCAUUAAAUCGACAAUUUUUUGACGAACGUUGGUCAAAGCAUCGGGUUGUUAGUUGUUUGGAUUGGUCAUCUCAGUAUCCAGAGUUACUUGUGGCUUCCUAUAAUAACAACGAAGAUGCUCCUCAUGAGCCUGAUGGUGUGGCCCUUGUAUGGAAUAUGAAAUACAAAAAAACUACUCCAGAGUAUGUGUUUCACUGCCAGUCAGCCGUUAUGUCUGCUACAUUUGCAAAAUUUCAUCCAAAUCUGGUUGUUGGUGGUACAUAUUCAGGCCAGAUUGUGCUGUGGGAUAACCGUAGCAAUAAAAGAACUCCAGUGCAAAGAACUCCACUGUCAGCUGCAGCACACACACAUCCUGUAUAUUGUGUAAAUGUUGUUGGGACACAGAACGCUCACAAUCUGAUUAGUAUCUCUACUGAUGGAAAAAUUUGUUCAUGGAGUCUGGACAUGCUUUCCCAUCCACAGGAUAGCAUGGAAUUGGUUCAUAAACAGUCAAAGGCAGUCGCUGUGACAUCUAUGUCCUUCCCUGUUGGAGAUGUCAACAACUUCGUUGUUGGGAGUGAAGAAGGUUCUGUGUACACAGCAUGCCGCCAUGGCAGCAAAGCUGGAAUCAGUGAGAUGUUCGAGGGACAUCAAGGACCAAUUACUGGCAUUCAUUGUCAUGCAGCUGUUGGAGCAGUGGACUUCUCACAUCUUUUUGUCACUUCAUCAUUUGACUGGACAGUAAAACUUUGGACAACUAAGAAUAACAAGCCUUUGUACUCAUUUGAAGAUAAUUCAGACUAUGUUUAUGAUGUUAUGUGGUCACCCACCCACCCAGCCCUGUUUGCCUGUGUGGAUGGCAUGGGUAGGCUGGAUUUGUGGAAUCUCAAUAAUGACACAGAGGUGCCAACUGCCAGCAUUUCUGUGGAGGGUAAUCCUGCUCUUAAUCGUGUAAGAUGGACCCAUUCUGGAAGAGAGAUUGCCGUGGGUGAUUCUGAAGGACAGAUUGUUAUAUAUGAUGUGGGAGAGCAGAUUGCUGUCCCCCGAAAUGAUGAAUGGGCACGGUUUGGCCGAACACUUGCAGAAAUUAACGCAAACCGAGCGGAUGCAGAGGAGGAAGCAGCUGCCCGAAUACCUGCUUAGCUCCUGAAAAGGGAAUAUGUAGCUGUAGUGGAUUUGGGGAAGACUCUUAAGUAGAUCCUAGAACUAUUUGCAUGCUUCUGUCUAAAUGAUAAUUAAAAGGAAAUUUCGUGGAUUAAACUGUGGAUUUAAUGCAGCAAGCAAAUCUUACAAAGUCCUUUUUUAUAUAACAUGCAUCUUGUUUUGGAUUUGUGUCAUUUUUAAUGCAGCUGAUUGACUUUACAGAAUGCAGCCUUUUCUGAAUUCUUAUACACAGGUGUAUAUUUGGUAUUCUUUUGAAGUCUUUUCAGCUUAUAACACUAUAUACAGUUAUUUCUAAAGCACAGAUUAAGUAAGUUCUACAUAUUUUUAAAUAAUCACAAUUCCCUGUUAUACUGAUAAUGUUCUCACUAACCAUAAUAUGUAGGAACAUUGUUUAUUCUUAGCCAUAGCAUGAAUACAUCUAUCCAGUUCCAUUCUGAUAUUCUUUUUUUCUUUAUAAUUCAUGUGAUAACAAUCUAUAAAUAAACACAAAUAUGCUUUAA
Molecule: messenger RNA, 2668 nt
Organism: Globicephala melas (long-finned pilot whale)
Lineage: Eukaryota; Metazoa; Chordata; Mammalia; Artiodactyla; Delphinidae
Gene: DYNC1I2
Product: dynein cytoplasmic 1 intermediate chain 2
Biological process (GO): transport along microtubule
Cellular component (GO): cytoplasmic dynein complex
Molecular function (GO): dynein light chain binding; dynein heavy chain binding
Source: RefSeq, a predicted model, not a curated record